UCCGAUUCCGCCACUGUACUUUUUUUUUUUCCGCUCCUUUCCUUUCCCUCCGCUAAAUGCAAACAUGGUGUAAAGCUAAAGCCUGUUGUGAUCUCAAACGCUCGAAUCCAGUAUUCUCAAACCGAUGAAGAAGGCGCUAACCUGCUUUUUGGAGGAGGGGAUAACACUCUCGAAUCCAUGGCUGAUCCUGAACUAGAAGCAAUUAGACGAAGAAGGAUGCAAGAGCUAAUGGCUCAACAUGGAGUGGGGAACCAACAGAAUCCUGAUCAACAGAAAGAUCAGGAAGAUGCCAAGAGGGAGGCAAAUGAACGGAGGCAAAUGAUGCUCAGUCAGAUUUUGUCCAUUGAAGCACGUGAAAGACUUGCUCGAAUUGCCUUGGUGAAACCUGAGAAGGCAAGAGGUGUGGAGGAUGUUCUACUACGAGCUGCUCAGAUGGGUCAGAUAGUUGAAAAGGUUUCUGAGGAGAGGCUUAUAUCACUCCUGGAACAGAUAAACACCCAAACAACUAAACAGACCAAAGUCACAAUCCAGAGGCGUCGGAGUGUUCUUGAUGAUGAUGAUUAGUUCAAAUGUGAAACAUGGACCCAUUUUUAGUGUUUUUUUCUAUUUUCGACUGUAUUACCUUUCCAAUGCUCUGUUGAGCAAUAAACCUGGUGGUGGAUUACAGUUUAGUGAGUCAUGUGAAAAAUGCUGUAUUAGUUCAAAUAUUAUGGAGGCAGAGGUUUGGCAACUGAUGAUUCGUCUGGAAAGCAGUUGUUUGCCUUUUUUCUGUUAUAUUUCUACAAACUAAUAUGCUGAAUGAGUUAUGUUUGUUGCAAUAUUAAGCAACCCAAAGUAGCAUUGUGGUGGACA
Messenger RNA from Durio zibethinus, 852 nucleotides. RefSeq lists its product as uncharacterized. Lineage: Eukaryota; Viridiplantae; Streptophyta; Magnoliopsida; Malvales; Malvaceae. The record is from RefSeq and is a predicted model, not a curated record. Gene Ontology annotation, cellular component: cytosol; nucleus. Gene Ontology annotation, molecular function: DNA binding.